GGUUUUUCUGUAUGUGGUUGUGCUGCUGAAAGCACGUCUCGGGGCAUCAGCACAAAACUCCACAAUUCACAUUUUCAGUUUUUAGUAUGAUUUCGUGGGGCCACGCGAAUUGGUUUGAUUAUCUUCAACGGGGCUCUCUUCUCAAAGACAGAGACACACACUGUCCAGAAGAGUGAGAUUUGGAAAGGAAUUUCUUUUUCGUGAAUCUUACGGGACUUUUUGUUGUAAUUUGGCUGACAAGACACUGCUGCAAAGUGCGUCAAGAUAUUCUUUUUGUGGUGUUUUAAGCAAUAAACUUGUGCAUAUUUUGCUGGAUUUGUUAUUUUUUCGCAUAGAAUCAGUCAUAAAGUACACAAUCAACACUAAACGUAGUGAAGAUAAAAAAAAAUCGCUCUGUUUUCUAACGUGGCCUGGAGUUGAUAUCAAGAGACAUUAAGAAAAAAAAUUAUAGGAAAAAUGAUGAAUAAGCGUCGACGUAAUGUUAAUUACAACAACAACGAUUUGCUUUCAAAUAACAACUACACAAUACAGAAAUUCUGUUUACAACACAAAAAUUGUUCGGGAACAUCGGAACAGUGCCUUCAGGUUGCCACAAAUGUUACUGAGCAGAAGCAUCAUGUAACACGGGAGAUCCGUGGUCAAAAUCUAGGCAUUUGUCGUGGCUUCAGGGGUUGUACAUUAUGGCUAACGGGUCUAUCGGGGGCUGGAAAGACGUCCAUUGCAUUUGAACUUGAAGCAUAUCUCGUCUCCAGAGGUAUUCCAGCAUAUGGACUCGAUGGGGAUAAUGUGAGAACGGGACUCAAUAAGGAUCUGGGGUUCACACAGGCAGAUCGAGAGGAGAACAUCCGGCGUGUGGCGGAAGUGGCAAAGCUUUUUGCUGACAGUGGAGUAGUUGCAAUUUGCAGUUUCGUCUCACCAUUUGCUGAUGAUCGUGAAAUGGCACGCAAGAUCCACAAAGACUCAGAUUUAAAAUUCUUCGAAGUGUUCAUCGACACUCCACUGGCUGUUUGCGAAUCACGAGACGUCAAGGGGUUGUACAAGAAGGCCAGAGAAGGUGCAAUUCAGGGGUUCACAGGAGUGACACAGGCCUAUGAACCACCAGAGACACCAGACCUCGUGGUGAAGACUGAAGGUCUCAGUAUUAGGCAGUCUACGCAAAGGGUGAUUGAGUUGUUGGAGCGCGAGCAGAUAAUUCCGCGAACACUGCGAGAAACUGAUCGUAUUCCGGAAUUAUUUGUCUUGGGGACCAAGAAAGCAGCAUCACGGGCUGAGGCAAAUAAUUUGCCAGCUCUAGCCAUUACCACGGUAGAGUUACAGUGGUUGCAAGUUCUAUCAGAGGGUUGGGCUAAUCCUCUGAGAGGAUUUAUGCGUGAGAAGGAGUACCUGCAAACGCUACAUUUCAAUUGUGUCCUCAAUGCCGAGGAGACAGGAAGGGACAAUCAAUCUGUGCCGAUUGUACUGUCGGUGAAUGAGCUGGAUAGGGAGCGUUUGGACUCGGUGAGUGCCAUAACGUUGUGCUAUGACAGCAAACCUGUGGCCAUACUGCGUCGUCCGGAGUUCUACUACCAAAGAAAGGAGGAACGGUGUAGCCGGCAAUUUGGCACACAUAACCUCAAUCAUCCAUACGUGAGGAUAAUCAAGGAGUCUGGACCUUAUUUGGUGGGUGGAGAAGUGGAGGUAUUGGAGAGAAUUCGCUGGAAUGAUGGAUUGGACCAAUAUCGAUUGACACCCAAUGAACUGAGACAGAAGUUCCAGGAGAUGAAGGCCGAUGCAGUAUUUGCCUUUCAACUACGUAAUCCCAUUCACAAUGGGCAUGCCCUGCUGAUGCAGGACUGUCGACGUCAAUUGCUGGAGCGUGGCUUCAAGAAUCCCGUCUUGCUGCUGCAUCCGUUGGGCGGUUGGACGAAGGAUGAUGAUGUUCCUUUGCCUGUGCGAAUGGCACAGCAUCAGGCUGUACUGGAUGCUGGAGUACUCGAUCGGGAUCAUACUGUCCUGGCCAUUUUCCCAUCGCCCAUGAUGUAUGCAGGGCCCACUGAAGUGCAAUGGCAUGCAAAGGCCCGAAUGAAUGCCGGAGCUAAUUUCUACAUUGUUGGACGAGAUCCAGCUGGAAUGCCACAUCCGGAUGUCAAUAUGUAUCCAGAUAAAAAUCUCUAUGAUGCCACUCAUGGGGCACGGGUACUGAAAAUGGCUCCGGGAUUGGAUCAAAUUGAAAUUUUGCCUUUCAAAGUGGCUGCAUAUGACAAAGUGGUGCAGAAGAUGGCUUUCUUUGAGCCUUCGCGCAAGAAUGAUUUUCUCUUUAUAUCUGGCACAAUGAUGAGAGGAUUUGCGAGAAACAACGAAUUACCACCAACUGGUUUCAUGGAGCCAAAAGCAUGGGGAAUCCUAGCUCAAUACUACCAAUCACUCCAGAAGAAAUGAACAUAAACAUUCUUGUAGGGUGAUAGAGUUCUAAGUUUUAUUUUAUUUUAUUCAUUUUUUUUUUGUCAUUCUAUUAUACAUAAAUGUAUAUUUUUAUUAUUUUAUGACCGCUAAAUACAUUGUUUUUCAAUGGGGAA
This is a messenger RNA of Phlebotomus papatasi, 2555 nucleotides long. RefSeq names its product bifunctional 3'-phosphoadenosine 5'-phosphosulfate synthase (gene Papss). The transcript is spliced from 4 exons. The record is from RefSeq and is a predicted model, not a curated record. Gene Ontology annotation, molecular function: ATP binding; sulfate adenylyltransferase (ATP) activity; adenylylsulfate kinase activity. Gene Ontology annotation, biological process: sulfate assimilation; 3'-phosphoadenosine 5'-phosphosulfate biosynthetic process. Bases 457 to 2418 code for a protein of 653 amino acids. NCBI's taxonomy places the organism in Eukaryota, Metazoa, Arthropoda, Insecta, Diptera, Psychodidae.